Molecule: messenger RNA, 2547 nt
Organism: Wyeomyia smithii (pitcher-plant mosquito)
Lineage: Eukaryota; Metazoa; Arthropoda; Insecta; Diptera; Culicidae
Product: bombyxin A-1 homolog
Exons: 3
Coding region: 1087-1500 (137 amino acids)
Cellular component (GO): extracellular region
Molecular function (GO): hormone activity
Source: RefSeq, a predicted model, not a curated record
CUAGCAGCAACAGCAGUAGCAGCAGCAUGCGGGUAUAAAAUGACUUAUUUUAAAGCGCUACGCUUUCCAGCGGUUCGAUCAGUUGCACUCGUGGUGUUGAAGAGGUAGUGCUCGAAAGUGGUCUCCUUGCUCUAUCAAGCUAUUUUUCAUAUAUUUAGAGGAAAUCAGAACGUCGCAAACCGAGCAGUGAUUGACGCAGACUUGUCCGAUCGACGAUUCCAGGGGAGAGCCCCGCGAAAAGGAGAAACUACUGGACUGUGUUGUUUUUUGUUUUUACGUCGAUUACCGGAGGAAGCCAAAGUUACAAGGUAAUCCAGACAACCGUCGGAUUUGUGCUGUGCCUGCGUCUGCCUGUCCUUGUUUCCAAGCAAACGCCCAGAUCGGAACCCCGACGACGGGCAAAGGUUGGAGAGUUCGUGUGUACUAAAAACAAAAAAUAAAACAAGUCAGUGUCCUUUGAGCGUCGGUGAUUACCGUAGGAAGAAGGAAAGCUACAAGGUGAACGAAUAUACUGCAAUUUGGAUCGUACUCGUUAUUAAGAGGGGAAAAAAGCAACAAACGGCGUAGGAUUCGUAAUCGUUUGUAUAGUUUGAAAGUCAAACAAAGGAUUUAGCAUGCAGGCGGAACAGAAUUGAGAAACUUUGAUCGCUACAUAAGUUUGAAAACGACAGCCGAAAGUGAUUGUAGUUCUAUCAGUACCGAGACUGUGAUCAAAUUGUGUUUGCCACUAGAAACAUAAACCAGCUUGACGAAGGACGUACAGCGAGAGUUGUUGCGUUGACAGAAGGUUUACUAUCCUCGUUCAACAUAAAAUCUUGCGCGUUCUCGGACAUCAAGGUUCAAACGGGUGAAACGGAAUCGCGCACAGCUUUGACUUUGUUUUUGGACUGAUCGUGACGUCGUGCGAAUAGAAGUGCGCUGCUCAACUUUACGCAACCGACCGCGGGUUGAAUGUGUACCACGGAAAUCCACACCAUCGAUUUUAUUUUCAUUUUCAACAAAAACUGCUCCAAGCUGGUAGACCAGAUUUAGCCCAGCUCCACUGCAGAAGACGAUUGAUCAACGGCCAACAGAAACUGUUCCAAGAUGCGAUCGCAAGCGUUUAUUCGAAUUGGCGGAUUGCUGAUAAUCCCGGUGCUGGUGACGCUGCUGCCGUCGUUUUUGGACGCAUCACCAGUUCCGGCACCACCAAAUGGAGCUGACAGCGAGCUGUUACACCACAUCACUCGGUCCCGGUAUUGCGGUCGCAAGUUGACAGAAACUUUGGCCAUGCUGUGUCAAGGCCGCUACCCAAUGAUGAGUCACCAUCGUACAGAAUAUCUCUCAGACCAACCGCAGGCCCCAAUGGAUAUUGAAGUGGAAACCCUGCCGGAAAACGGUUCGCAUGGGUUUCCCUUCUCACGGUCGAAGGGUCAUCGAAGGGUACGCCGGGCGGGAAUCUACGAUGAGUGCUGCAAGAAAAGUUGCUCAUAUAACGAGCUGAGAAGUUACUGCGAAUGAUUUCCCAUCUGCGGCGGUGUCUCGAAAGCAACCCCGGACAAUCGCAUUGUCCGAACUUUUAUUCCCCUCCGACAUCCGGCUCUAUGGGUGCAACGACGAAGGGGGUUUCUGCGGCGACGUAAAAGGACCGCCCUGGUGGCAGGCUGUUUGGGUAUCUCAGGCGCAACGAUCACCACAACAUGGGCAACUGAAUGAGCGUGUGUUUGAUGUGGAAAAAAAUUAUUUUUUUUUAUUAGCAGAUGCUUCAAGUUAGUUAGUUAGAUUUUUAUUUCAACUGCAUUGACGUAUACUGAAUUUCGUGAGCAAACAAAAUUUACGAAUGAAAAAAAAAGAAAAAACAAAGAAAACAAUACGUGACUGAAGUAUUUUAAACGCAAACCUAGAAGCGAUUAAAGGAAUAUUUUUUAAGUCUCAAGCAUGCAUUUCUGUGUUUAGGAACAAGGAACGGACAGUGAGCUUAAUUCGUUUGUAGACAACCGAGAAAAUUACUACUUUUUAGGGGUUCUUUCCUUGUUCCGUACAAGUGACUCUUCCAUUGUAUUUAUUAGAUUCCCCAUCCUGAAUAGUUAGAGCAAGCUACGAACUAGCCUAUUGUGAGCAAACUAUUACGAACGAUUCAAAUGCAAGUGUAUGUUAUUCAGCUGAUUUAUUUAUUAUCGCCCAACAUGAUAUCUAUUUUAUUUCAUCACAAACUGUAGCCUAAUCUAGAGAGUUUAGUUACUACGGCAAAUUGAUGAGACGAAAGGAAUGAGUGACAAUUCCCGGUUAUAAGUUCGAGAAAAGUUAUUCAAAAUUAAUUUUCGAAAUUCUAGCAGAUUACAAGUCACUGCAACUCCUUUCGUUUCCAAUGCAAACCAUACAAAGUACUAAAAUCGGCAAAAGGUUAUGUUUCUAUUCAAUUGUGACCCUCCACAUUCUAUAGCUCUAGCUCGUAAGCCAUCAUCUUUUGUAUCGAUUGUGAUCAUCUCACUUCUUAACAUAUGCAAGAAGUAAAAUAAAACUGUACGAAAUUAAAACACAGUUCAUUAAUAUUUUUUACAAAUUUAA